AAGCUGCAGGUUUCCUUUAUCCUAAACCAUGAACGAAUCCCGGUGGAUUGAACAGAGGAUCCUGAACAUGAGCAGUGGCUUCGUGAAUGUAUCUGAACAUCACUCAUGCCCACUUGGAUUUGGCCAAUACAGUGCAGUGGAUGUGUGCAUCUUUGAGACAGUGGUUAUUCUCUUGCUAACUUUUCUCAUCAUUGCUGGGAAUUUAACAGUCAUCUUUGUCUUUCAUUGCGCUCCACUUUUACACCAUUAUACUACCAGCUAUUUUAUUCAGACAAUGGCAUAUGCUGAUCUUUUUGUUGGAGUAAGCUGCCUGGUUCCUACUCUCUCACUUCUCCACUACUCCACAGGUGUCCACGAGUCGUUGACUUGCCAGAUUUUUGGAUAUAUCAUCUCAGUUCUAAAAAGUGUUUCUAUGGCAUGUCUGGCUUGCAUCAGUGUGGAUCGCUACCUUGCAAUAACCAAGCCUCUUUCCUACAAUCAACUGGUCACUCCUUGCCGCCUGAGAAUUUGCAUUGUUAUGAUCUGGAUCUACUCUUGUCUCAUUUUCUUGCCUUCAUUUUUUGGCUGGGGGAAACCUGGUUACCACGGUGACAUUUUUGAAUGGUGUGCCACCUCUUGGCUCACUAGUGCCUAUUUUACUGGCUUUAUUGUUUGUUUACUUUAUGCGCCUGCUGCCUUUGUUGUCUGUUUCACUUACUUCCACAUUUUCAAAAUUUGCCGGCAGCACACCAAAGAAAUAAAUGACAGAAGGGCUCGAUUCCCAAGCCAUGAAGUGGAUGCCUCUGGAGAGACAGGACACAGCCCUGACCGUCGCUAUGCCAUGGUUUUAUUUCGGAUAACCAGUGUGUUUUACAUUCUGUGGCUCCCCUAUAUCAUUUACUUUCUUCUGGAAAGUUCCCGGGUCUUGGACAACCCGACUCUGUCCUUCCUCACAACCUGGCUCGCUAUAAGUAACAGUUUCUGUAACUGUGUAAUUUAUAGCCUCUCCAAUAGCGUUUUCCGGCUGGGCCUCCGAAGACUGUCUGAGACAAUGUGCACAUCUUGCCUGUGUGUGAAGGAUCAGGAUGCACGAGAUCCCAAACCUAGGAAACGGGCUAAUUCCUGCUCCAUUUAAAAAGAACUCAGUGAAUCAAAUGUAAUCUGACAGUGGUUUUGAAUCGUAUUCUUGAUUUUAUCUGGAACUUGGCCACCAGAGAAAUACUUACUUGAAUAAUUGACUAUGAAAUGAAGGAUGAGACUAAAGGUUUCUUCUCCCUUCCCCCCCCCUUUUUUCAUGGAAAAAACAACUAAAGGCAAGGAUGUAGAGGUUAAUCUUGUGAGGUAAUUAUAGCAUAUGAAUAUAGAUGUGCAAUAAGAGGAAAAAUUAAGCACUGAGGAGAAAAAGUGUUUCAGAUAUUCCCCAGG
Molecule: messenger RNA, 1404 nt
Organism: Elephantulus edwardii (Cape elephant shrew)
Lineage: Eukaryota; Metazoa; Chordata; Mammalia; Macroscelidea; Macroscelididae
Gene: GPR52
Product: G protein-coupled receptor 52
Exons: 1
Coding region: 29-1114 (361 amino acids)
Biological process (GO): G protein-coupled receptor signaling pathway
Cellular component (GO): membrane
Molecular function (GO): G protein-coupled receptor activity
Source: RefSeq, a predicted model, not a curated record